CCUUCCCGCGCCACGCGCCCUCGCCGUUGUCUGCGCUCCGCUCUGGACCAGUUUGAGGGAAGUUGCCCGGGCCCCGCGUCGUCCAGAUGUGCGACCUCAUUGAGCCGCAGCUGGCUGAAAAGAUAGGCAAGAUGAAGAAGUUGCGGAGAACUUUGUCGGAGAGUUUCAGCCACAUCGCUUUGAAGAAAGACGAUACUGCCUUUGAUGAGAUAUGUGUCACCAAGAUGUCCACACGGAACUGCCAGGGGAUGGACUCAGUGAUCAAAUCCCUGGAUACAAUGCCUGAGGAUAAAAAAGUCAGGGUUCAGAGGACACAGAGCACUUUUGACCCAUUUGAGAAGCCGACGAAUCAAGUAAAGAGGGUGCAUUCUGAGAACAAUGCAUGCAUUAAUUUUAAGUCCUCCUCUGCUGGCAAGGAGUCUCCAAAAGUUAGGCGGCACUCUAGCCCCAGCUCGCCGACAAGCCCCAAAUUUGGAAAAGCUGACUCAUAUGAAAAACUGGAAAAGCUAGGGGAGGGAUCCUAUGCUACCGUGUACAAAGGGAAAAGCAAAGUAAAUGGGAAGUUGGUAGCCCUGAAGGUGAUCAGGCUGCAGGAAGAAGGUACACCUUUCACGGCUAUCAGGGAAGUGUCUCUGUUAAAAGGACUAAAACAUGCUAACAUAGUGCUGCUUCAUGACAUCAUCCACACCAAGGAGACACUGACACUUGUGUUUGAAUAUGUGUUUCAGGAUUCAUACUCAAAACAUCAACUACAUCUGCCAAUUACGUCAAGCUUCUAGCACACUGAUUUAUGUCAGUACAUGGACAAGCACCCUGGGGGGCUGCAUCCAGAGAAUGUGAAGUUAUUUUUAUUUCAGUUGCUGCGAGGGCUGUCUUACAUCCACCAGCAUUAUAUUUUGCACAGAGACCUGAAACCACAGAACCUUCUGAUAAGUGACACGGGGGAGUUAAAGCUGGCAGAUUUUGGUCUUGCACAAGCAAAGUCCGUCCCCAGCCACACAUACUCCAACGAAGUGGCUGCCCUGUGGUACAGGCCUCCGGAUGAGCUCCUGGGCUCCACAGAAUAUCCCACCUGCCUUGACAUGUGAGGAGUAGGCUGCCUCUUUGUUGAAAUGAUCCAAGGAGUUGCUGCUUUUCGGGGAAUGAAAGACAUUCAGGAUCAACUUGAGCGAAUAUUUCUGGUUCUUGGAACCCUGAAUGAGGACACGUGGCCUGGAGUCCGUUCUUUGCUGCAUUUUA
Molecule: messenger RNA, 1239 nt
Organism: Oryctolagus cuniculus (rabbit)
Lineage: Eukaryota; Metazoa; Chordata; Mammalia; Lagomorpha; Leporidae
Source: RefSeq, a predicted model, not a curated record